Messenger RNA from Cydia strobilella, 421 nucleotides. It is a transcript of the gene l(2)37Cg, whose product is annotated as probable DNA-directed RNA polymerases I and III subunit RPAC2. The record is from RefSeq and is a predicted model, not a curated record. Gene Ontology annotation, molecular function: DNA binding; protein dimerization activity. NCBI's taxonomy places the organism in Eukaryota, Metazoa, Arthropoda, Insecta, Lepidoptera, Tortricidae. Gene Ontology annotation, cellular component: RNA polymerase III complex; RNA polymerase I complex. The transcript has 3 exons. Bases 118 to 420 code for a protein of 100 amino acids. Gene Ontology annotation, biological process: DNA-templated transcription.
UGUCAAUGUCAAAUCAAAUCAAAACAACGUGGGAAUUGGGAUAUUUAUUUUUACUUCUAACUUCUAAUUCCAGUUAUUAUUCCAAAUUAUACCAAAAAUAAUCUAAACAAACCAGCAAUGAAAAUUUCAGAGCUGCCCGGUGAUGAUGAAUCCACACUCACUUGCCGCACCUACGUCUUCGCAGAUGAGAGCCACACAUUAGGGAAUGCAUUGAAAUGCAUUAUAAGCAGAUAUGAAGAUGUCCAAUUCUGUGGCUACACGGUGCCGCACCCUGCAGAAGCCAAGAUGCACUUCAGGAUACAGGCACACGAGACACCGGCACUAGAAAUACUGAAAAGAGGACUCAAAGAUCUUGAAAAAGUCUGUGAUCAUACCAUCAACUUAUUUGAAAGUGAAGUAAAAGAAUAUUGUAAAAGUUAAA